Molecule: messenger RNA, 2311 nt
Organism: Misgurnus anguillicaudatus (oriental weatherfish)
Lineage: Eukaryota; Metazoa; Chordata; Actinopteri; Cypriniformes; Cobitidae
Gene: rem1
Product: RAS (RAD and GEM)-like GTP-binding 1
Biological process (GO): negative regulation of high voltage-gated calcium channel activity
Cellular component (GO): plasma membrane
Molecular function (GO): GTPase activity; calcium channel regulator activity; GTP binding
Source: RefSeq, a predicted model, not a curated record
CAGGAAAUGACAGAUCAUCUACGUCAUGUAGUGGGAAUGGGACUGUGCUAAGAACAGACAUUAAAACUUUUCGUAGCCCUGGAUGAUGUGAGAGACGCUUACCGACUCGCGACACUUACAUUUAGGGGGCCCAUGUGUUGAGUUGUGUUUAUGGAUCAUAUGAGUAAUAUAAACAUAAGGCGCGUUUCACCGCUCCGCGCGCACUGAGACCGAGUCGAGCUGGCAACGCAUAAAUGCAACUUCACGCCUAUCUGAGAGUUGAAGUCCAGAUGGAUGAAGUGAAACACACCUUAUAAGUGCCGGUGAGGAGAUAAAGGUGAAGAAGGUCAUGGAUGAACUCGCCACUGAGAGUUUGUGACAGCAAGAAAUCCUUGAUUCCGCUCGUGAAUUUUUUAAAGGCGGCGUGAGGCUCAGCAGGUUGUUGCUAUGACUGCAGCGGUGUUGCGUUUCGGCACUGCCUUGUACAUCAACUGCGACCUAACUGAUUGAUUCCUUGUCUGAGAGGAAAGUGCAGCUACAGUUCACUGUAGAUACAUAACUAGGAUCACUAACACUGUAUACUACACUGUUGCUUGAUGUGAUCUGGGCUUUGGAUCCGUUUACGGGCAUGGUUGCAUACAAAUGUUUAUAAGAUGACACUCAACACACAAAAAGAGCGAAAGGAACCCCUAAGAAGGAGAGCGAGUACUCCCAUCCCCUCUUCUCGCCAGGCACGCAAGGGAGAUAGAGACCCCUCGUCUGACCUGUCUCACCCUCCUCUCGCCCAGUCAGCCUCAUACCACACCGGAGACAAGAGCUUACACUCACGGGCCAGUUGGUCUUCAGACUCAGAGUCUGAUAGCUCUGGAUCAGAAUGCCUUUAUCGUGUGGUUUUGUUGGGGGAUCAUGGUGUUGGGAAGUCAAGCCUUGCCAACAUUUUUGCUGGAAUACAGGAGAAGGAUACUCACAAGCACAUCGGAGAGGACACGUAUGAGAGAACCCUUACAGUGGAUGGGGAGGAGACGACUCUGAUUGUGAUGGACACGUGGGAAUCAGAAAAACAGGAAGAAGAUGAGAAGUGGGUGCAGGACUACUGCAUGCAGGUGGGCAACGCUUACAUCAUUGUGUAUUCCAUCACCGAACGCAGCAGCUUCGAGAGCGCCUCAGAGUUGCGGAUCCAGUUACGUCGCAUCCGGCAGGCCGAAAACAUUCCCAUUAUCCUCGUGGGGAAUAAAAGUGACUUGGUGCGCUCCAGAGAGGUGGCGGUGGAAGAGGGUCGGGCUUGCGCGGUGGUGUUUGACUGCAAGUUCAUAGAAACCUCUGCCUCCCUCCAUCACAACGUUCACGAGCUCUUUGAGGGCAUUGUGAGGCAAAUACGACUGAGGCGAGACAGCAAAGAGAUGAACGAGCGCCGUCGUUCAGUCUACAAGCGAAAAGAGAGCAUCACAAAGAAGGCCAGACGCUUCCUGGACCGGAUGGUGGCCAAGAAUAACAAGAAAAUGGCCCUGAAGGUCCGCUCCAAGUCUUGCCAUGACCUUGCGGUGCUGUGAACCCGCAGAUGCACAAGUUGUGUCCGCUCAGAUUUCUUGAACUUUAGAUUUUCUGUUGCUUUAUGGUUUAUGCUCAUAAAGCACAGAAAAUUUGUUCGCUUUUGAAGUUGAAUACACUUUUUUAUAUUUAUUUGUCCAUUUCAAAGUGUGACAAAAUAGAAUAUUAAUGAUCGUAUGGUUACCCUGAAGACAGAAGUUGUGCUUUUUGUCAUAUGUGCUGUUUGAUAGGUGUUUGAACCAAAGGCUUAUUACUGUAUAUCACCAAUCAAGUGGACUUUGUUUUAUUAAUGUUUGCCUUAUCAAGACUGAGUAAACAAUAGUUAGAAUUAACAAGCAAUAUUUAUUAUUCAGUGUUUUUGUACAGUUUUUCUUAAAGAAUGAUUAUUUGACCUUUGUCGUUUUUUUAAAAGAAAAGUACUUUGUAUUCACUGAAAGAUAUUUGUUAUGAGAAAGGCACAGCCAGAAACGUUAAAGGAGAGGAAUCUGUUAUUAUAUUACUAAUAAGUUUAUUCAAAUAAAGCAAAAAAUAGCAUGGACAUGUCAGUCAUCAUUCAAAAGGGCAUGUGAAUAUCCUCUGUAAGCUUGUAGCUCAGAGUGUUUGUAGUUUAUAUGAAUGAGGUAGUGGGUGAGUAAACAGGAACUUUAUACAACAACAACAAAAAUAAUGGUUUACAAGCUUUCUAAAUGUAUUUUUGUCUACUUUUUGACUCUGGACUUAGAGGAAAAAUGUUUUGUAUAAGUCAGUGCUGAGUGUUGUUGGUUUGUAGAUAUAUAAAUAAAAU